UUCUUCUCGGUCUUUGACUUGCGUUUUUUACACACUAGACAAAUUGGAGGGCAGGUGAGGAAGAGGAAGCAUCAUCCACCGGUCAAGAAGGAAGAAUCGGUGGAUGAUCACGUUACGAUAAAGUUGAGCUAAAAAUUUAGAUGAAGAGAGUUCUUCUUGUUCUUGGUCUAUAAAUUGAGCCAAGACAAAGCUUAACUGCCGGAACCAUCCAUUGUUGUUUAUCGGUUGUUACCGUUUUAUUAUAGUAUAAUCAUUCGGAUUUCAGAUUAGGUUUUUAAAAAAUUAAUCUCAUGGGAACAAAAAGCCAAACCGUUUGUGUGACUGGUGCUUCUGGGUUCAUCGGCUCAUGGCUGAUCAUGAGACUCCUCGAGCGUGGCUAUACGGUUCGAGCCACUGUGCGAGACCCUGAUAAUGUGAAAAAAGUUCAACAUUUGUUAGAGUUGCCUAAGGCUAAGACCCACUUGAGCUUGUGGAAAGCUGACCUCUCUAUAGAGGGAAGUUUUGAUGAGGCCAUUCAAGGGUGCUCUGGUGUUUUCCAUGUUGCUACACCCAUGGAUUUCGAGUCCAAGGACCCUGAGAAUGAAGUUAUAAAACCAACGAUCAAUGGGGUUUUGGACAUCAUGAAGGCAUGUGCAAAGGCAAAAACUGUUCGAAGGAUAGUAUUCACUUCAUCUGCAGGAACUGUGGACGUUGAGGAGCACAGAAAACAAGUGUAUGACGAAAAUUGCUGGAGUGAUUUGGAAUUCGUUCAAGCAACAAAGAUGACUGGAUGGAUGUAUUUCGUCUCAAAGACCCUGGCAGAGAAAGCUGCAUGGAAGUUCGCUGAAGAGAACAACCUUGAUUUUAUCAGUAUUAUCCCAACUCUAGUUGUUGGCCCAUUUAUAAUGCCAUCAAUGCCGCCUAGCCUUAUAACUGCACUUUCGCUUAUCACUGGAAAUGAAGCCCAUUAUUCGAUUAUAAAACAAGGCCAUUACGUACACUUGGAUGAUCUCUGCAUUUCUCACAUUUUUCUGUUUGAGCAUCCAAAAGCUGAGGGGAGGUACAUCUGCAACUCGCACGAUGCCACCAUUCAUGAGCUUGCAGAAUUGCUUAGACAAAAAUACCCAGAGUAUAAUAUUCCUAUCAAGCUUAAAGGCAUGGAGGAGGAUAUAAAGACUCCCAUUUUCUCUUCCAAGAAGCUUACAGACCUGGGUUUUCAGUUCCAGUACAGCUUGGAAGAUAUGUUCGUAGGAGCUGUGGAAACCUGCCGAGCAAAGGGAUUGCUUCCUCCUGCUGAUGAGCCUUCUGUUGCUGUCUCUAAUGGUAAAGAUUUAGAAGAGAAGGUUGAAGGGAAGGAAAUGAUUACUACUACUGAGGUUCCUGUGCCUAACUAGAUUUGUCUCAAUGAAACAGAGAGAAGAGUCGAUUUGCAUCAAUUGGAAAACUAGAAUUAUGUGCACGGGUGUACUUACAUAAAUAAGAUUGUAAAAGAGUGUUGCAUUGUUAUUCAAUAUCUAUAUAAUGUAAUGCUAAUAAUACCUUGGUCUCUCGCGAUUAUUCUAUUUUA
This is a messenger RNA of Hevea brasiliensis (rubber tree), 1546 nucleotides long. RefSeq names its product dihydroflavonol 4-reductase. Gene Ontology annotation, molecular function: dihydroflavanol 4-reductase activity. Gene Ontology annotation, biological process: anthocyanin-containing compound biosynthetic process. The transcript is spliced from 6 exons. NCBI's taxonomy places the organism in Eukaryota, Viridiplantae, Streptophyta, Magnoliopsida, Malpighiales, Euphorbiaceae. The record is from RefSeq and is a predicted model, not a curated record. The coding region runs from base 291 to 1373 and encodes 360 amino acids.